AGUCUGUCUCCGGCGCCGCCCGUCGCGGACUCGUCCUUGCUGCAGUCGCCGCCGCAGUCCUCGCCGCAGUCGCCGCCGCCGCCGCCGCCGCCGCCGCUGCUCCUCCGCCUGGCCUGGGCCGUCUGCCCGCAGCCAUGAGCGUGCUCGGCCCCGGUGGAGCCCGCAGUCCUCUAGAUUAGUCUCCACCGCCGUCCAGGACCCACUUGCAGCAUGGAGUCGCCCGCCUCGAGCCAGCCCGCCAGCAUGCCCCAGUCCAAAGGUAGGCGCUCCCGGCCGGGACCUCGGCCUGACCCCGCGCCUAAUCUGGGGCCGGGCUGCAAACCCCGACCUUUCUUUGGUCCCACCCCAUCCUGUUCUCGACCUGGCAGCGGCGUCCGGUCCCGGAACCCCUUCCUGUUCGGGGUCCCGGGACCAGCCCCCGCCUGGGCCCUCACCUGGACCCCCACGUUAGGCCUUGGGACUGCACUCAGGCCCGAGAUCACCCAGGCUGGACCCAGACUAGGACUUUGUUCUGCUCACCCCAUCCAAGUCAGGAGCCUCAUUCUGACCUCAUUUGGGCCUUAUGGCUGCAGCCUGGACAUGAACUCUCCCAGUCUUCUCCCUCAGCGGGACCCAGGAAAAUCCAAGAGGAAGAAGGAUCUACGGAUAUCCUGCAUGUCCAAGCCACCCGCACCCAACCCCACACCCCCCCGGAACCUGGACUCCCGGACCUUCAUCACCAUUGGAGACAGAAACUUUGAGGUGGAGGCUGAUGACUUGGUGACCAUCUCAGAACUGGGCCGUGGAGCCUAUGGGGUGGUAGAGAAGGUGCGGCACGCCCAGAGCGGCACCAUCAUGGCCGUGAAGCGGAUCCGGGCCACCGUGAACUCACAGGAGCAGAAGCGGCUGCUCAUGGACCUGGACAUCAACAUGCGCACGGUCGACUGUUUCUACACUGUCACCUUCUACGGGGCACUAUUCAGAGAGGGAGACGUGUGGAUCUGCAUGGAGCUCAUGGACACAUCCUUGGACAAGUUCUACCGGAAGGUGCUGGAUAAAAACAUGACAAUUCCAGAGGACAUCCUUGGGGAGAUUGCUGUGUCUAUCGUGCGGGCCCUGGAGCAUCUGCACAGCAAGCUGUCGGUGAUCCACAGAGAUGUGAAGCCCUCCAAUGUCCUUAUCAACAAGGAGGGCCAUGUGAAGAUGUGUGACUUUGGCAUCAGUGGCUACUUGGUGGACUCUGUGGCCAAGACGAUGGAUGCCGGCUGCAAGCCCUACAUGGCCCCUGAGAGGAUCAACCCAGAGCUGAACCAGAAGGGCUACAAUGUCAAGUCCGACGUCUGGAGCCUGGGCAUCACCAUGAUUGAGAUGGCCAUCCUGCGGUUCCCUUACGAGUCCUGGGGGACCCCGUUCCAGCAGCUGAAGCAGGUGGUGGAGGAGCCGUCCCCCCAGCUCCCAGCCGACCGUUUCUCCCCCGAGUUUGUGGACUUCACUGCUCAGUGCCUGAGGAAGAACCCCGCAGAGCGUAUGAGCUACCUGGAGCUGAUGGAGCACCCCUUCUUCACCUUGCACAAAACCAAGAAGACGGACAUUGCUGCCUUCGUGAAGGAGAUCCUGGGAGAAGACUCAUAGGGGCUGGGCCUCGGACCCCACUCCGGCCCUCCAGAGCCCCACAGCCCCAUCUGCGGGGGCAGUGCUCACCCACACCAUAAGCUACUGCCAUCCUGGCCCAGGGCAUCUGGGAGGAACCGAGGGGGCUGCUCCCACCUGGCUCUGUGGCGAGCCAUUUGUCCCAAGUGCCAAAGAAGCAGACCAUUGGGGCUCCCAGCCAGGCCCUUGUCGGCCCCACCAGUGCCUCUCCCUGCUGCUCCUAGGACCCGUCUCCAGCUGCUGAGAUCCUGGACUGAGGGGGCCUGGAUGCCCCCUGUGGAUGCUGCUGCCCCUGCACAGCAGGCUGCCAGUGCCUGGGUGGAUGGGCCACCGCCUUGCCCAGCCUGGAUGCCAUCCAAGUUGUAUAUUUUUUUAAUCUCUCGACUGAAUGGACUUUGCACACUUUGGCCCAGGGUGGCCACACCUCUAUCCCGGCUUUGGUGCGGGGUACACAAGAGGGGAUGAGUUGUGUGAAUACCCCAAGACUCCCAUGAGGGAGAUGCCAUGAGCCGCCCAAGGCCUUCCCCUGGCACUGGCAAACAGGGCCUCUGCGGAGCACACUGGCUCACCCAGUCCUGCCCGCCACCGUUAUCGGUGUCAUUCACCUUUCGUGUUUUUUUUAAUUUAUCCUCUGUUGAUUUUUUCUUUUGCUUUAUGGGUUUGGCUUGUUUUUCUUGCAUGGUUUGGAGCUGAUCGCUUCUCCCCCACCCCCUAGGGUACCAGCAGGCAGAGCCUUGCCCUCUGCUCAGGCUGGGGUCCAGUGGGAGGGGCCCAAGAUCUCUGCUCAGAGAAGUGCAGGGGGAGCCUUCCAGCUCACUCUCCCUGAGGACUGGCUUGACAGGGGCUAUGGGUUUGCUUUGGUGUUGUUUUUAAAAAAAGAAAAUAUAUUUUUUUGAAAAAACGACUGCCCAUCCCGGGUCCUUUCCCUGAUGGGUUGGGGCAGUUACCUGGUUGCUGUUUUAAUUAAAAAAAAAAAAAAAAAAAGGACUAAA
Homo sapiens (human) is the source of this 2621-nucleotide messenger RNA. RefSeq names its product mitogen-activated protein kinase kinase 3 (gene MAP2K3). Bases 211 to 1611 code for a protein of 466 amino acids. NCBI's taxonomy places the organism in Eukaryota, Metazoa, Chordata, Mammalia, Primates, Hominidae. Gene Ontology annotation, molecular function: protein serine kinase activity; protein tyrosine kinase activity; ATP binding. The record is from RefSeq and is a predicted model, not a curated record. The transcript has 12 exons. Gene Ontology annotation, biological process: heart development; cellular response to sorbitol; cellular senescence.